Oncorhynchus gorbuscha (pink salmon) is the source of this 2745-nucleotide messenger RNA. RefSeq names its product ras-GEF domain-containing family member 1C-like. Gene Ontology annotation, cellular component: plasma membrane. NCBI's taxonomy places the organism in Eukaryota, Metazoa, Chordata, Actinopteri, Salmoniformes, Salmonidae. Bases 607 to 2115 code for a protein of 502 amino acids. The transcript is spliced from 14 exons. Gene Ontology annotation, molecular function: guanyl-nucleotide exchange factor activity. The record is from RefSeq and is a predicted model, not a curated record. Gene Ontology annotation, biological process: Ras protein signal transduction; positive regulation of GTPase activity.
UGUUUGCUGAGGAUAUUGGAUUUCUCUAUUCAUCGUCGUUAGUUCCCUCUCCUCUCUGCCCGCUCUGUGAGAACGUCUGAUGCGCUGACCAGCCCUGCUGUAGCCUGUCACUCUCGGGGUUGUCUGGCCGUGGACACAGACUGGACUGGACAUCCGUGAUUGUAUUUUUUUAAAUGAGCUGGUACAUUACCACACCUUUGUUGCGCGUUGAAGACACUAUAUGAACAGUGAAGGGACUUUCCGUGAACGAAGAGACACCUGGUUUUCAGUUGGGGUUUAUUUUACGCGUAUUUUUCUGUGAAGGUUACAGAUCUUGCUCAAGAAUAAGGGCGUUUUAGAAGAUGAAGACGAGUGAAUGAUCACACGAAUAUAUGUGCUACUGUAAACCAAUACAUUGCCCUGAGUAGACCCUAACGUCAUUCCAUUGUGGUUUAACACAAAUCAGCUUCCUUGGAUCUUACUUUUGUUGUGUUAUAGUGUAUUUUUGCAUAAUAUAUUUUUCCCCCAAUGAUUUUUGGAUUAGCAGAAGUGUAGAAUUAAUAUAAUACAGGGAAUACUCACCAAGAGCGAAGAUGGGGGACAGUGUCUAGAACUGCCAGGAGAGGAAUGCCCCAGACUGUGUUCCCAGCAGCAGGCACCAUGUUCACCCCCAGUGGCUUCAGCCCCCACCUGGCCUCCACCUGCUCUGAGGCUGACCCUGAGGAGGAGGAAGGCCCCCAGGAGGCCAGAGGACCUGGGGCUUGCGUGGCCGACGGACCCCCCAUUACCUCCGCCUCUCUGGACACUCUCAUCCAGCACCUAGUGCCCACCGCAGACUACUACCCAGAGAAAGCCUAUGUGUUUACGUUCCUGCUGAGUGCUCGUCUGUUCAUCUCUCCUCCUGAGCUGCUGGCCAGACUCUGUGACACCUGCAUCAAACAACAACAGUUGGACCAGAGUCCAAUGGACAUGGCUAAAGUGAGGAAGUUUGGUCCCAAGAUCCUGCAGCUGCUGACUGAGUGGACAGAGACGUUUCCCACAGACUUCAGAGAGGAGAAGAUGGUGGGCCUUUUCAAAGAUAUCAUCCACAGGAUAGCACCCUGUGAUGAGGCGUAUUGGAAGACACUGAACCAGGUUUUGCAGACACUGAACCAGAAGCUGGCAGCCAUCGCCCAGGGAGAGGAGAGCAUUGUCAAAGUGAAUGCCUCCUCAGUCUCCUCAAUAGCAGACAAGCUGGUGGGCUUCAAGACCAAGCCUCCACCUAUCCAGAAGGAUAUACUGUCUAUCUGCAAUGACCCAUACACACUGGCACAGCAACUCACCCAUGUGGAACUGGAACAUCUCAGUUAUAUCGGUCCUGAGGAGUUUGUCCAAGCCUUUGUUCAGAAAGACCCACUAGGUAGCACUCAGCAGCCGUGUUUCAGUGAGCAGAAGAAGAAGACCACUAACCUGGAGGCUUAUGUCAGGUGGUUCAACAGGCUGUGCUACCUGGUAGCUACUGAGAUCUGUAUGCCUGCUAAGAAGAAACAGAGAGCCCAGGUGAUUGAGUUCUUCAUCGACGUGGCCAGAGAGUGCUUCAACAUUGGCAAUUUCAACUCCCUCAUGGCCAUCAUCUCUGGUAUGAAUAUGAGUCCUGUGUCUCGGUUGAAGAAGACAUGGGGUAAAGCCAAGACUGCCAAGUUCUUCAUCCUGGAGCAUCAGAUGGACCCUACUGGAAACUUCUACAACUACAGAACAGCACUUAGGGGAGCCAUCCACAGGUCCCAGACUGCUAAUAGCAUCAGGGAGAAGAUUGUUAUUCCCUUCUUCAGCCUACUGAUCAAAGACAUAUACUUCCUGAAUGAGGGAUGUGCCAACCGCUUGCCCAACGGCCAUGUACAUUUUGCGAAAUUUGUGGAAUUGGCUCGCCAGGUGGGAGAGUUUAUGACGUGGAAACAGAUAGAGUGUCCGUUUGAGACAGACAGGAGCAUCCUCCACUACCUCCACACUGCUCCCAUCUUCAGUGAGGACGGCCUCUACCUGGCAUCCUAUGAGAGUGAGAGCCCAGAGAACCAGGUGGAGAAGGACAGAUGGAAAGCACUCAGGUCUAAUAUUCUGUUGAAGACAAAAGAGCUAAAAGAGCACCAUGGCAGCUAACCCUCAGGCCAGCCCAGCGAGGGAGGGAGGGAGGGAGUGGAAUCACUGCACUAAAACAAACUGUGAAGGAGCCUAGCUGGUGCCAGGGUGUUUGUCUACACAUGAAGUAUAGAAGUGAUGAAACAAUAAUGAUGAACAGGAUUCAUCAACAUCAUGACCAGUAAAACACAAUGGAAGAACAAAGGUCAACAAGCAGUGAAAAGUGAAGCUACUGUAUGCACACUAACUGGGGGAGUACAAUGUCAUGACCUUUGGUUUGACUUUUGUACAUGGGGUACAUAAUAAGGGAUAGAUCAAUCCCGCAAUCUUGGUGUUUAUUUACUCUUUAUCAUCUUUCUUUGUCUCUCCCUCUCUCAUCUUUCUCUCCAAAGCCUUGUGUAAGUUUUCUAUUGUACUGUUAGAAUCCUUUAAAAGUAAGAGUAACUAUGAUGUGAAGGGUGCUGGCUUGCCCACUUAGCUGCCGGACUGUGUUUGGUCCUCUACUACUGAAGACUCCUUCUAAAGACCACUACUGAAGACUACUACUGAAGACUACUACUGAAGACUACUUCUAAAGACUACUACUGAAUACUACAUCCAAAGACUACUUCUAAAGACUACUACUGAAGACUACUACUGAAGACUACUUCU